UAAAAUACAUAAAAGUUUUGAAGGAAAAUAAUUUGUGAUUGGCGUUUGAUGUUUUCGAGGGCAGUUUUAACAACGAAUUAACCAGAACAUCUGAAUUUUAGAUCCACAGCAUAUUUGGAUAUUCACUGUUGCAAAGCAAAGAUUGUGUUAAAACUAUUCAAUGUCGGAUUAUUUUGAUGAACUGGGCCACGUACCCACCGGUCCUGAGGGAGCCAAUGACUUCGAUCGGCAUUACAAACGUUUGCAAGUACUAGCCAUUAUGAAUGGCAUAGAUAUGGAAAUAGAGGUACCAGAAGCAUCUAAAAGAGCUAUUGCUGAAUUACCAUUUCAUGAGGUAACGGAUAGUGAUGACAAAGACAAUCUUGAAUGUGCUGUCUGCAAACAGCCGGCAGAGAACGGGGAAAAAUACAAAAUUCUGCCUUGUAAGCACGAAUUUCACGAGGAAUGUGUAUUGCUGUGGCUUAAGAAAGCGAAUUCCUGUCCAUUGUGUCGCUUUGAGCUCGAAACUGAUGAUGAAGCAUAUGAAGAAUUAAGACGUUAUCGUCAAGAUGAAUCAAAUCGACGAGAGAGGCAAAGUAAUUUAUUGGAUUCAAUGUUCUCCUAAAUAUAUAAAUUUACAGACACAUGAAUACAGUUGGAAAGGGAUGUGGGUAGAUAGAUAUAAGUACAAACAUAUUUUGAAUAAAUGGAAGUAGGCUUUAAAAGA
Messenger RNA from Musca domestica (house fly), 706 nucleotides. Its product is annotated as E3 ubiquitin-protein ligase RNF181 homolog. Lineage: Eukaryota; Metazoa; Arthropoda; Insecta; Diptera; Muscidae. Bases 161 to 604 code for a protein of 147 amino acids. The transcript has 4 exons. The record is from RefSeq and is a predicted model, not a curated record.